UGCAGAGGAAAACUUUUACAGGGUCUGAAAGUAAAGAAGGAAAAGGAACAUCUAAACCAGAAAAUUUGGUGCCAUUUGGGGAUGUGGUUGGCUGUCUGGCUAUUCAUGUAAAGAACUGCAGUCAUUUUACACCUAACAUCAAUUUACAGCACGACGAAUUUUGCAUUCGUAUCUCUAUAAACAACAUUGUGAAAUUUACAAAACUGUGUAGCUUGCUAUCCCAAAAUAUACCAUUUAUGCAUAAUGAAAAGAAAAUUAUGAUUAAGUUUGAUGAAGUGAAGUAUUUUUCUGUACAGGUUCCCAGACGUCAAAAUGAUGCCCGGAAUAAAAUUUACUUGGAUCUAGUGCAAUAUGAUAAUAAAGAAAAUCAGACUUUGUUAGGGCGUGUUCAAGUACACCUUUAUGAAGUAAUUCAGUUAAAACCUCUUCAGAAAAUUGUUGAGCCACCUAUGUUUAUGAAUAUUGCACCGCCUCCGGAAAGAACAGACCCUAUGACAAAUGUUAUUAUACCACAGUCAAUAGAAUAUCCAGCAUUCUUAUCCCCAGACCUGAAAGUUACUGUUGGGAUGCCACCUCCAGUAGCCCAAUCCACUCCAGUGCAACUUGAAAAACUUCAGCAACAACCUCGGGAAAGGCUGGAAAAAAUGAAAAAAGAAUAUAGAGAUCUGCCUACUUGGAGAGAAAAAGCUACAUAUUUAGAAGGAAUUCUUAACCCCAAAUUGGAACCUAAUAAACUUAAGGGAAGUAAUAUCCAUGAGGUACCUGAAAACCAAAUUGAAAAGAAGCCUGAAGAUACAUCAGAUAUCUCUUAUAUAAAUAAGGAAGUUGAAACUAUUCCAACUGAGGAUAGAGAUCAUCCAAAGGAGUUUGCCUCUAAAAAGGAUGAACCAGCAAAACAAAGAACUGCUCUAUUGUUCACUAUUCCUAACCUGACAAUAACUGAAGGGAACAAAAUAGUUCCUCUAGAGGAAUACCAUUAUGAAUCUGCUCCAGACAGAAAACUGAAAAAGCCCUCUCAAUCAGAAGAAAAAGUAUUAAUUAAACAUCCUAGCAUUUUAAAACCACAGUCAUCUGCAUCAGAGAGCUCAUAUUGUUCAUUUAACACCCUGGAUGAAUAUGUAAAGCUCCCUGGUUUUAUACAUGACUUAAUGCAAGAUAAGAACUGUGGAUGGCUAAAUACAAAUAAAAAAGGAAAAACAGUGGCUUUUUUUCAAAAACAAUACAUGGUAGCAUCUUUGAGACCAGAACAUUUAGAACCCAAACCAAAAUAUCAGGUGAGUAAUCUCAACACCAAGAACGAUUUUGAUCCUUUUCUAAGGCCUAUAAACAACAAAAUAUCAGCCAGUAAAAGGAACUAUGAAGAUAUGUCCAAAUAUAGAAACACUUUAAGUACAGAUGUUAUAGAACACGAGGACCAAGAUCCUCCUGAUUCAACACAUUCAAAACCUUUAAGCCCUACUGAUACAAACCAGCCCAAUGGUCUUGAUAGCAGCAUUGUAGACACUAAAAAACAGUCAAGCCCUACUGAUACAAACCAGCCCAAUGAUCUUGAUAGCAGCAUUGUAGACACGAAGAAACAGUUAGCCCCUGAUCCUGAUACCAUCACAAAACAGACUUUAAGCAGUACGAAUAAUUUAGAUUGUGAUCCUACCAUCACCACAAUAAAAAAUUUAGAUGUUAAGAAUCACUUGAAGGAAAGACUAGUAGCUGCAUCUUUGCCAAACUUUACAAGAGAAUCAUCACCAACUGAAAGUAUAGAUAGAACUAUAGGUCGCCUCUCAAAAUCAUUAAGUUUUACUGACCUCCCACUCAACUUACAGCAAACUGUGGUGCUCAGCCCAAAUUUAAGUAAAAAUCUUGAAGACCUUUUAGAUAAAAUAUUUUCUAAAGCAAACAUUCCUAAUGACACUGAAGCAAGAGAGAAAAGCCCUAGUUCUCCACUUCCAGGUGUUCAUGCUAACCCACCAAAAAUUCUGGAAGAUAAUAUACUUGAAAAAAUCCAAGAUUUAAACAGCUGGCUUUCAAAAGGAGACAUUUUGAAUUCAGAGUCUCCUGUAAAUACAAAAAUUAAAGAUAUUCCUGGAGUUUCAUUUUCAGAAGAUGGGCCAGGAAAUUCUCUAGAGAUAAACAGGGACCUCGACUCUGAAAACCACUUGGAGGAUGAUGAGAUAGCUUUCCCAAUUAAAAAAAAAAGUACUGUCAAAAAGAAACAUUUAGAAAGUGAAGUGUUGAGCACCGAACCAGAUUUCAGUAGCCUCACACAUGAUUUCAUUAUAAAGCAGAUAUUCACUGCCCCAUUCUUCUCCAAGUUGGCGAUGGGAGUGGAAGAAUUGAGUGAGACACAGCUCUGCUGGCAGGAUCAAUUGUCCACAUCUUGGGAGAGUUUAUAUUCAAAUACUUCAGGUCACAAUGAAAAAAUUGAUGAUGGGGAAGAAUUGUCAGAGGCCCAAUCUAUUGCAAGCCAGAUAAUUCAAUCAUUGCCUGUAGAUACUCUUUUAGGAACUGGGAUCAUCAAAGUGGUAGAAUUGGAUGAUGGAGGCCAGAAGAGUUCUUUGCUGCACACAGAGACAGCCUUUGCUGGAGAAAAACCAAAAGGCUCCACAGAAGAUUACUCGGAAAUCAAGAGCAAAACAGAUUUUCUUGCAAGGCAGAAUAUACCCAUCAUUCCCAAAGAAACCACUUCUUUUUUGAAUAGAGCCACAUUUAUAGACAAAGGCCAAAAUACCUCCACACAAGAUACAAAAUAUCAGUCAACACCAGAUGAAAAAACAGAUUUGCCAAGUAAUGGUCAGAGGCUUGAUAGAGAAGAAAAUGAUCUAAAUUCUACCUUAGAAAAUUUAAAUAACUUGUCUAUGAGCAAACUUAAUGAGCCAGAUGUAAUAAGGUUAAAAUCCUUUUGUAAAAACGUAUUUAGUAUUUUUUUAGGACAUAAUCAAUCUGAAAAGAGAAGACAACCAGAAAAAGAACUAGACAAACUAAUCCAACCUCCUCUUCUAAAUAAUGCAGAAGACCUUGAAGAAAUCAAAGAGAAUUUUGGUGAAGCAGACAAAUUAGACAGAAAACCUAAUUUGAAUCCAAAGCUGGGUGUAUUUCUAGAAACACUCUCAGAGUCAGAAAUUAAAAAAUUUAAAUCUGAGUUAAGUAAACAUAUCCAGCGUUACCUUAUAGAAAGACUUUCAGAAUCAGGAGAUAUCACCAAAGAGGAUUUAUCCAAAAUCUAUCAAAAUCUGUAUUUGAUGAAUGAGAAAACAGAACCAAAAGGGCAAAAUGUUUCUCUGGAGAAAUCUUCAGAAAUUAUAAAAGAAACAACGUCUUUUGUAGAUAAUUUUAAUCAUCAUUUCAUAGAUAAACAUUUGGAAAUAAGACUGAGAUCCUUUUUAAAUGAAGUUCUGCAAAACUAUUUCCAAAAAAAACCUUCGGAAAGCAGUUUAUUUAAAGAGACAGAAACUGAACCCGUGCACUCAAGCAUAUCUUCUCUAAAUUCUGAAAGUUCUUCAUUAUCUUUUCAUGAGUUAGAACAAGACACUUCAAAAGGGAAUUUUGGUAGAAGGCUUGAAGUAAACAUGAAAUAUCCUCUAGAUAAAUCUCUGCAAAACUGUAUUAUGGCUUUAUCAGAAAAUGAACAAUUAAAUCUAAAAGCUGAUUUAAGUAAAUACCUCCAGAUACUUGUUAUAGAUAAACUUUCAAAAUCAGGACUAAUCACUGAAAGGCAAUUAAGGGGAAUCAGCAACCAUAUAGAUUUGAUUAAGUCUAGUUUCACACCAUUAAAAUGUAUAAAGCCAGAUUUAUCUUUCAGAGAUGAAAAUAAAUUUAUGUGUGAGGAUUCAGAAAAGCAAAAUAAAUAUCCAGAAGUUGCUCAUGAAGCUACUUCACAAAAGUCUCUUGAGGAUAGAGUUGUAGAAACAGAAUUGACCAGGAAGGACGAAAAGGAGUAUUUUCCAUUACAGAAUAUUAAAGGAAAUCCAGCAAUAAUUAGUGAACAGAAAACAAUGACUGUAAUUAAAGUACAACCUUCUUCCAACAAAAAUAUCCAAGCAAUUCCAUCAAAGAAGUCAUCAGAAAAACUUACAGAUAUAGUACUGAAGAAACAAAGGAAAGCACAUGGUUUCAUGCAGCUUUCUGAAGCAGAAACUUUUGAUUUCAAAACAGAGAUUCAAAACCCACACAGUUGGAAUGGUAAAUCAGAAAUAACUCAAUCAAACACUUGCUAUGAAAGCACACUAAAAAUGAAGUCCCUUGAAAAAACGGACCAGAAUAACUAUAAAUUGAUGGUACAGGAAAAACGUGAAGUAUUGUUGCCACCAAACCCUAGAAUUCCUUAUUGCACAAUGCCGAAUGAAGAUGAAGAAUACAUAGGUAAAUUCACCUUUCCUCCCACGCAGAGUAACGCUGCAACUCAUUUCAGUUCUGAGACUGGGAACAACAACUGUCAGAGACUGAAAGGAUAUAAUAACAAUAAUAAAAAAGAACAUUUAGAAAUACUUGCACAUUAUGAAAAAGAAAUACAAAGUCUUUAUAUAAAACCAAGUGAAAUUUGCAAUGAAAACAGUGCUAAGGUCCUUGAAUCGGUUAAAUAUAAAGUUGUGGGAGCUGAGAAAAACUCAAAACCAUCCCUCUUCCCAGAAGUAUUAAAGAGAGAAAAUCUAAAGCCCAAGGUCCGAAAAGAAAGAGAUCAUAUCAACCAGCAAACAAAGCCAUCUAAGACAGUUAAGAUACUGGCAUCCACGCCUCCCGCCAUGAGAAGGCCAAGGAAAUCUGUCCCAAAGACAUUGCUUCAUUGGACUGCAAGAAAAACUAUACAUGAUUGUUCGGAUAGAUUUGAGGAUUUUCCUAUGACCCCAUUUCAGCAUCUUAAAAAACUGAAAUCAAGAUCAAAGCUUUCAGAAAAGAAGCCAGAUGAGUUAAAACAUGCAAGACCGUGUACUGUUCCGGGGGUUAACAAGCAUCGAGAAAGCUACACUGGAAAGUUUACAGUUUCAGCAGGCUUAGUUCAUUGAAAUGAUGCAGUCCCAUAUUAUGAAAUCCAUAAAACAGUCAAAAAAUUUUAAAAAGAAAAUGCUGAAAAUGUUUGCUCACUUGUAGUAUUAUCCAAUUGUUAAAUAGCUCAGAAUGAUAUGUGAGACCGACAGUAAGAAUAUCAUUUCUUCAAUUAACAAAAUGGUUUGGAGAUCUGUCCUUUUCUGUGAUAGAAGUCAACAACCAAAUUUCAUCUUGUUAGAACCAUUUUGUUUUAAUUAAAAUGUAAAAGAAACGCUUUUUGAUGUAACUGUUUUCAUUUAUGAAUUAUAGGGAACAAACCCAGAGAUACAUAUUCAGUUCAUAUUCAUUAGCAACAUUGUAUUCCUAGCUUCUUUUUCACUAUAUGACAGUAUUGCUUCAAUUCGUAGCUCUCAGAUUUUUCAAAUUUGUUUUAUGUUCUGAAUGAUCUCUACCCACCAGUUUUUAAGUUCUCUGUGUGCUGUUGAUCCCCUUAUACUCUUCAGCUUUAGUUAUAUUUCUUGAUUCAAAAUAAUAUAAUUCUCUAGGCCUAUAAAACUUGUUAAUUUUAAUAUUGGCUAUCACAACUUUUUACACUAUAAAGAUGAUAGAGAACAGAUUUAAUAUGAAUUCCUGAGGCAGCUCCUACAUGUAGUGAUUUUCUUGAACAACUAUGAA
Pipistrellus kuhlii (Kuhl's pipistrelle) is the source of this 5655-nucleotide messenger RNA. It is a transcript of the gene CATSPERT, whose product is annotated as C2 calcium dependent domain containing 6. The record is from RefSeq and is a predicted model, not a curated record. NCBI's taxonomy places the organism in Eukaryota, Metazoa, Chordata, Mammalia, Chiroptera, Vespertilionidae.